GGGCCUUCGCCAGUGAGGCUGCGAGCAGCGCGAAUCCUCGGUGGUGGUUGAUCCGUUCUUCCCAAGCGUUCCGCUGCGGGCACCUGUCACCUAGCUCGGAGUUCCCCGGCCUCAGCAUGGCGGACCAGGCGGCUUUCGACACCAACAUUGUCACCCUGACCCGCUUUGUCUUGGAAGAGGGAAGGAAGGUCCGGAGCACCGGCGAGUUGACGCAGUUGCUCAACUCGGUGUGCACCGCGGUGAAAGCCAUCUCCACCGCCGUGCGCAAGGCGGGCAUUGCCAACCUCUAUGGAAUUGCUGGUUCUACAAAUGUGACGGGUGACCAAGUCAAGAAGUUGGAUGUCCUCUCCAAUGACUUGGUUAUUAACAUGUUAAAGUCAUCCUUUGCCACCUGUGUGCUUGUGUCUGAAGAAGAUAAAAACGCCAUAAUAGUAGAACCUGAGAAAAGGGGUAAAUAUGUGGUUUGUUUUGAUCCCCUUGAUGGAUCUUCCAACAUUGACUGCCUUGUGUCCAUUGGAACCAUUUUUGGCAUCUACAUGAAGAAAUCAACGGAGGAACCUUCUGAGAAGGAUGCUCUACAGCCAGGCCGGAACCUGGUGGCGGCUGGCUACGCAUUGUAUGGCAGUGCCACCAUGCUGGUCCUGGCUAUGGCGAAUGGUGUUAAUUGUUUCAUGCUAGACCCGGCCAUCGGAGAGUUCAUUCUAGUGGACAGGGAUGUGAAGAUUAAAAAGAAAGGGAACAUCUACAGCCUCAAUGAGGGCUAUGCCAAGGACUUCGACCCAGCAGUCUCUGAGUAUAUCCAGAGGAAGAAGUUUCCCCCAGAUAACUCGCCCCCCUACGGUGCCCGGUAUGUGGGCUCCAUGGUGGCUGAUGUGCACCGCACCCUGGUAUAUGGAGGGAUAUUUUUGUACCCAGCAAACAAGAAAAGUCCAAAAGGAAAGUUGAGACUACUAUAUGAGUGUAACCCAAUGGCUUACAUCAUGGAGAAGGCUGGAGGAUUGGCUACCACUGGCAAGGAAGCUAUACUGGACAUUGUUCCAACUGAUAUCCACCAAAGGGCACCAGUCAUUCUGGGUUCUCCUGAAGAUGUGACUGAGUUCCUAGAGAUGUAUAAGAAGCACGCUGUCAAAUAAAGAGCUGGUCUUGC
Molecule: messenger RNA, 1147 nt
Organism: Condylura cristata (star-nosed mole)
Lineage: Eukaryota; Metazoa; Chordata; Mammalia; Eulipotyphla; Talpidae
Gene: FBP1
Product: fructose-1,6-bisphosphatase 1
Exons: 7
Coding region: 117-1133 (338 amino acids)
Biological process (GO): fructose 1,6-bisphosphate metabolic process; gluconeogenesis; fructose 6-phosphate metabolic process
Cellular component (GO): cytosol; cytoplasm
Molecular function (GO): fructose 1,6-bisphosphate 1-phosphatase activity
Source: RefSeq, a predicted model, not a curated record